Messenger RNA from Syngnathus acus (greater pipefish), 1189 nucleotides. Its product is annotated as ubiquitin thioesterase OTUB2-like. Gene Ontology annotation, cellular component: nucleus. Gene Ontology annotation, molecular function: cysteine-type deubiquitinase activity; ubiquitin binding. Bases 166 to 849 code for a protein of 227 amino acids. The record is from RefSeq and is a predicted model, not a curated record. The transcript has 5 exons. NCBI's taxonomy places the organism in Eukaryota, Metazoa, Chordata, Actinopteri, Syngnathiformes, Syngnathidae. Gene Ontology annotation, biological process: protein K48-linked deubiquitination; negative regulation of double-strand break repair.
ACUUCCGUCAAAACUAAAAACAAACCUAGGGAAGCGGUCGUUGAACGCUAUACCCGUGAUGUACUUUAUCAGCAAAACGUAAAAUAAUGUCACGUUGCGAAGGGGCAUAACGAGCUCGCCGUUCCAAGCUGCAGCUUUUGCGAUCGCGUUAUCUUCCUCCGAAAAAUGGAGGCUGGCACCCUGGUGUCUGACAGAGAAGAUGUCUCUGUGCUCUUCGAACAACAAAAACAUUCCAGAAAAUGUCAAGAAUUGAGCGGCUUGUUCUCCUCCGUGAGGAGAGUGCGAGGCGAUGGAAAUUGUUUUUACAGAGCCUUUUGUUUCGCCUAUCUGGAGUCACUUCUGCACGAUGUUAAGGCUUUGCAAAGAUUCAAGGAGAAAAUCAUCACGACCAGCGAACACCUCUCCUCUGCAGGAUUUGACCAGAGUUCCUUCCAGCUCCACUUGAACACAGUCCUCAACGUCAUCGAGCACUGCGAGGGAAGCGAACAGGAUGAAAUGCUGUUCAGGUUCUUCAACGACCGCAUGACCUCGGACAGUGUGGUGCAGUACCUGCGCCUGCUCACCUCCGCACACCUGCAGAACCACGCAGAUGACUUCUGUAACUUUGUAGAAGCACCCAGUCUGCAGGUCUACUGUCAUCAAGAAGUAGAAGCCAUGGGGAUGGAAUGUGACCAUGUGGACAUCCUGGCUCUGACUCAGGCGCUGGAUAUCUGCAUCCAUAUUGUCUCAAUGGACGGCGAAGAUGGGCAGUUGGUGCACCACGUUAUCCCUGAUGGGGCCGAGCCCUCCAUGCACCUCCUCCACCACGUAUCCCACUUUAGCAUUCUGGGCCCACGACCGCCACCCUGACUGCUCCACACCCAAUCGCAGACAUGUGGACUGUGAUUCAGUUUAAUUCUGAAAAGAGCAUUUUAGGAUGUGACUUCUCUUCAUACAACCGCAAAUAUUUUUAAAAAAUUAUUUAAUGACAACAACGAUGUACUGUCCUAGCCAAAACUAUCAUGUAGCGCUAACAAAUUGUCCAAUCAAAUUUUAGAGAUUACUACUUCUCAUACCAGCUUUUAUGUCUAUUAUAUACCCUCAGUUUUAUUAAUGUGAGUCAAUUUAUUUCUUUUGCAUUCCAAGUUGUGUGUAAUUAGUGAAAUAAUUAUAAUUUGCCAUUAAAAUAAUUGUUUUUAAUGAGGCAAAA